Messenger RNA from Ananas comosus (pineapple), 1666 nucleotides. RefSeq names its product UDP-galactose transporter 2-like. The transcript is spliced from 7 exons. The coding region runs from base 299 to 1300 and encodes 333 amino acids. Gene Ontology annotation, molecular function: UDP-galactose transmembrane transporter activity; antiporter activity. NCBI's taxonomy places the organism in Eukaryota, Viridiplantae, Streptophyta, Magnoliopsida, Poales, Bromeliaceae. Gene Ontology annotation, cellular component: Golgi apparatus. The record is from RefSeq and is a predicted model, not a curated record.
CUCUCUCUCUAAAAGCACACGAAAGAUACUGCAAAGAGAGGAGGAACGAACAAGGUCUCAUUUUUGGAAUUUGUGAAGAAAAAAACCUAAUUUAUUGUCGUUGUUGUUAUUGUUGUUCUUCCAAGUAGAGAGAGAGAGAGAGAGAGAGCAUUUCGAUUACGACACCAGCGAAAUCAAGGUGUAAAGGUAGCGCGGAAUUCGUGGAUUUUUGAUUGAUUUGAUGGGUUCUGCUAUGGUAUGGAAAUUGAAGGGUAGAAUUCAUAGCACAGCUGGGGUUAGAAUAUAGAUAGUAGGAGAUAUGGCACCAGCAGGCAAGCUAGAUAAGAAAGCUGCAUCAGAUGCUGGUGCAUGGUUGUUCAAUGUUGUCACCUCUGUCGGAAUCAUCAUGGUUAACAAGGCCUUAAUGGCUAGAUAUGGCUUUAGUUUUGCUACAACAUUGACCGGGCUGCAUUUUGCCACCACAACGCUAAUGACUGCAGUAUUAAGAUGCAUGGGACAUAUUCAGCCCACCCAUCUACCGCUCCCUGAGCUAGUAAAGUUUGUAUUUUUUGCGAACCUAUCAAUUGUAGGGAUGAACGUGAGUCUAAUGUGGAACUCUGUUGGAUUCUAUCAGAUUGCCAAGCUUUGUAUGAUCCCGGUUUCAUGCCUUCUCGAAGUUCUAUAUGACAAGGUUCGUUACUCGAGAGACACAAAGCUAAGUAUAGUGGUGGUUCUCAUUGGUGUUGCUGUUUGCACUGUUACUGAUGUGAGUGUGAAUACUAAAGGUCUCAUAGCAGCGAUAAUAGCUGUUUGGAGCACUGCUUUGCAACAAUAUUAUGUCCAUUACCUUCAAAGGAAGUACUCUUUUGGAUCGUUCAACCUCUUGGGUCAUACUGCUCCAGCUCAGGCAGGAUCAUUGAUGUUACUAGGGCCCUUUGUGGAUUACUUGUUGACUAGCAAAAGAGUGGAUGCUUUCGACUAUAAUUCAAUGGCGGUGUUCUUCAUCAUCCUGUCAUGCAGCAUCGCAGUAGGGACCAAUCUAAGCCAAUUUAUCUGCAUCGGAAGAUUCACAGCCGUGUCUUUUCAAGUCCUUGGUCAUAUGAAGACCAUUCUCGUCUUAAUUUUGGGAUUCAUCUUCUUCGGGAAAGAGGGCCUCAAUCUUCAUGUGGUUCUCGGCAUGAUCUUGGCGGUGGUCGGCAUGAUCUGGUACGGAAGCGCGUCAUCAAAACCGGGGGGAAAAGAGCGGCGUAGUUAUUCAUUGCCCACCGUCCAUAAGCACAGGACGCCGUCGGGCGAGGAAGAGCUUGACGAAAAGGUCUAGACCAGAUAAUAUUUGAGGUUCUUUUUCCUCGUCGACCGAGAUUUUUAAUAUUCACAAAUAGGCCAUUCUUAGCGCACGAUUACUUUAGCGAUCUUCAGAGAGGUUAGUUGCUUCUUUGAUCUUUCUUUUCCUUACAUUUUAGUACUCCUUGAGGAAUGCAGGCAGAUACAGUGCAAAUUUCCUCUCGGAAACUUUUCUUUUCUUUUCUUUUCUUUUUUUUUUUUCUCUCUUUUGUCCUUUAUUCAUAUCUGUAGUAUUAUUUUCACGUCUAGCCGCCAUAUGAAAUUGAACGGUGCAAUAUUUCAUUCAAUAACAGCCAUUCCUUAAAAACAAGGUGGAAAGAAAGAGCUUCUUAGCUUGCGAAUC